CAGAAAGGAGGCUCUGCUCAUAACUGCGGUCAGCUGAAGGUGGGUCAGAUCAUCCUGGAGGUCAAUGGCAUUUCCCUGAGAGGUCGGGAGCACAAAGAUGCUGCCAAGAUCAUAGCCGAGGCCUUCAAGACCAAAGAGAAGGACCACAUUGACUUCCUGGUUGUUGAUCCAGGACUUUAGAAUCAGCAGUUUAUGCCGCUUGGCUAAAGAAGACACUAUUUUAUUGCUUUGAAGGAACCGUAUCAACUACACAUAAAUGUCUAAUAAUCAUGGCCCUCAUUUUAAUUUCAGGCAAAGGAUUGGUGGAAAUAUAUUUGCUCAUUGCACUUUACAGAGAUUUAGAAAGAAAAGGCUAUAACACUAAUAUUUGCCAAAAACAGUCUUUUGCUUGUGUUUCAUUAGUUUUCAAACCCUGAAUGUUUUUGUAUGUUUCACCACGUGGUCUAGAUUAGUACUGAUAGUGUGGUUGUCGAACCAAAUAAUAUGCCAAAUGUAUUGCUGUCAGUAAAGUCAGCUUUCAAGUUCAAGUCAUAAAACACAUUUUCACUCCCGGACAAUCAAAAACGGAUGUUUGGUCAGCUGCCUUUGGCGUUAGUUACUGAUGCAACAAAUGUCCCGUAGCGUCUCAAUCAGACCCAGGGGACGUCAUUUUUCAACACGUUAGGUUGAAAAAUGACCUAGUGGCCCCUGGCCUGGGGCUGCAGGGUAAAACCAAUUAGUUAAAGUUAGGGAAGGUUUGUGGGUGAAGUUAAAACUGUUCAUUUGACACACAAACCAUGGUUGCCUGGAUGGAAGUCCUUUGUUUUCUUUACUUUUGUUUAUUCAGGGAAAGUUCAUUGAGAAGAAGCCUCUCUUUUGCAGAGAUGCCCUGAUCACAUUCACACAAUUCAUACCUGGAAGCUGUCCAGUAAAUCCACACUCUGAUCUGCUGGCCACUGAGCAGCUCCACUGGAGCGGUUUGGGUUAAGGCCCUAAGUGAUUUCACUGUCCCCACCCAGAUUGAUCCAGUCGGUCCAAGAAUUGAACCAACGACUUCCUGCUCACAAACUUGCUUCUCUAACCUUUAAUUUAGACUGCCCUGUCGGCCUGUGUUGUUUGACCCAUCCACCACCCCAACAUACCUGCUUACGCAGAUUUUCAGUCUUUCACACUACUUGGUACUGUUGUCGCUCCUCAUACUACAUCAUCUUGCACAGGCUAAAGGGUACUUUGUGUGUCAGUAUCUGACACUGAGAGCCACUUACCAAGCAUCAGUAUUUGAAAAGUUGGUAGUGAGAAUGAGUUGGUUAAAUACUUUAUUUAAAAAAAAAAACAUUGAACAUGAAGUCAUGACAACAACAAACUUAACCAGACAUGUUAUAAACAAGCAAGCAUUUUAGUCAGAUUAGCUACUUCUUUGGAGGGUAAAAGUGAGCACACCAAAAACAAUGUUCAAUAAUGUACACUUUCACUGACAUUUUGGGUGUGUUUACUUUUAGUUUUACAUUUCAAAUAUGUUGUUUACAAUUUGUCUAAUCCCCUCCCCACUAAUGUUUCUUGACCUGUAGCACUUCUUUUGACGUCACAACAUUCUGAGAUGUCAACAAUUAAUUGGUUGUGAACAUAAACAGAACUAUCAAAAAUGGUGGAUAAAGCCUAAGUUAUAAAAAAAAACAAAAAAAACCCACCAUUUUUCUUUAAACAAAUUUGACCUCAACUGGCAGAGAAAACCAAUCAUUUCAUAAAUAAAACCUCUGGUUGAAGUGUAAUAAAAAAUGUAAGUGUUCAAUUCAACAGGUUUGCUUACUAGCUAAGCCAGAUCAGUGUUCCUACUGUAGUAAGUAUUAGACUUCAUACUGUUAGCGAGAGCUUUGGUCAAUUGGUAAUUAUACAUUAGUUUGGCUUUGCACAUUUGAGGUUUCAUUAAAACCUUUGAUGAGUUAUUAUGGAAGUGUAAUUCACCUGAUCAAUCAAUGACACCUGACUGUCAACUAGUUACAAUUUCCAGACAUAUCAAAACAAACUAUCUUACAUAUUGUAUAUCAUUCUCAUAUCUCAACCAGCUUAUCAAGGCAAAAUGACUUAACACUACAGUGUGUCCCUAUAUAUUAUAUAUUAUAUAUAUUAAGCCAUAAAAGAAGCGUUUAUUAAGAGGAUUUACUGAAUUGAAGCCUUUGAUUCUUUAAUCAACUACUAACUAAUCAACUAAUCACUUUUGGAAAUUAAAUCGCAAACAAAUGUAUACAUUAGCAGCUCCUUUACAUUGAUCAAAUGAAAUGAAAUGAAAAUGAAAAAAAGCAAUAUGCCCCUUUUGUAACAUCUCUUUAGUAUUUAUCAAGAUUACCAUAUGUUCAAUAGUUUUUACACGUUUAUGAUAUUAUAGUUUGUAUAUAUUGUAGAUUGAAAUGACUACAUAACUUUUUAUUAUAUGAAAUAGUUUAAAGCAGAAUAAAAAAAAAAUAUAUAUAUAUAUAUAUAUAUAUAUAUAUAUAUAUAUAUACACACACACACACACACACACACUUAGAUUAGAAUACUACUUCACAAUCACAUAUUUUAUUUUAUGCCCACCCAAAUAGCUUGAAGUGCAAGGUGUGCCAUUACUAUAUGAAAUCACAUCCAAACACCUGCAACAACAUUGAUGUUGAUCUCCACAACACAGUGAAGAAAAAUGAAGGUCCUACUUUGUCCAUGAACAUAUCUUGCACUCUGUGGGAUGCUGAUGAGUUCUGACACUCCGUAAUGAAUCCGUGAUUUGCUAGUGCACUGUACCGGAAAUACUGAUCAGAUCAGAGUAUCCAGUAUGUAUUAACAUUCAGUAUACAGUGGGUGUAAACCUCUGCUGUAAAAGGCCAGAGAGAAAAGACAGUGGUAUAUGUGACUUUUUCUGGUCUUUUUCCUCAAAAACGUUCCCUUGUUCGAUAGGGCUGAGAAAUGUUUCAGUAACUGUAACCAUGAUCCAAAGUACUACAGUAGAGCCAAGUAAUCCAAAUUAAGAUAAUAGUAGUAAAUGCUUUCAAAAGUGUAUUUUGGGCAAAUAGUUAUUAUAUUUUUGUAGUCUAAUGACACAGUUCCACUACAUUGAGAUAAUAGUGAAUUGUAGGAGUUUAGUGAUUAGAUGUAUGUGUAAUGCAACACUAAAGUGUCUGGAUUCAGGGAUGAAGUGAUGGUGAGAAUAUUGUGCUAUUUACAUGAUGUGUACAUUAUACUUUUUUUUAUAUUUUUGUGACUGCCAACUUUUCAAAAAUAUAUAUCUUGUACAGAAAAGGCUGCACAUAGAUUCAUAGAGAUGAACUGAAUAUACAGUAAAUGCUGAGAGGUUAGAGAAUUUUUGUUAAAUAUAAUUAUGUAACCCCUUUGUGGCUGAUGUAACUGCUAACAUCUCCUUUGUGUUUCCCUUCCUACACCCUAUCACAGCUGUCUCACCACAAAAAUAUCCUCCCGAACAAGUCACUUAUUCUUGUAUUGGUUCUUCCAAUUUCCUUUUAAAUGGCAAAAAGAGUGAAAUACUUUCAAAUAUCCCCUCAAACAGAUUGUCUUCAAUACACAAUAAAAACUCUUUAAAGCAU
Etheostoma spectabile (orangethroat darter) is the source of this 3548-nucleotide messenger RNA. Its product is annotated as whirlin. Gene Ontology annotation, biological process: auditory receptor cell stereocilium organization; sensory perception of sound. Gene Ontology annotation, molecular function: protein binding. The record is from RefSeq and is a predicted model, not a curated record. NCBI's taxonomy places the organism in Eukaryota, Metazoa, Chordata, Actinopteri, Perciformes, Percidae. Gene Ontology annotation, cellular component: photoreceptor inner segment; stereocilia ankle link complex; stereocilium tip.